AUGGGCCGUCUCUCGCUCCUCGUCACGGCCUUCCUAGCCGCCUGCGUCUCGGCGAAUCCCGCGCGGAAGACGGGCAUCGCGGGCGUCUUCAACAUCCUCGACGGCGUGACGUUCUCCAACCGACAGACCUGGGACUUCAGCACACUGUCCGAUGGCGCCAAGCUCCCCAAGGGCCUGUGGGCGAGCCAGUACCCCAUCGGCGACACGCACGAGUACUUGAAGCAAAACGUCUUCAUCCAGGGAGGCUACCUCAACCUCCGUGUCGAUGGCGGCCAGACGGCCAUGCCAUACAGGUCCGGCGAGGUCACCACCAAGUUUUCGAACAUCAAGUACGCCUCCGUCCGGACCGUCGCCAUCUUCUCCGAGACCCCCGGCGUCUGCAAUGGCAUGUUCUUCUAUGCGAACAAUAACCAGGAGACGGACAUUGAGUGGCUGUCUGACCCGCAUUCCCUAAGCAAUAACGGCGAACGCAGGCUCUGGUUCGAGAACCAAGCUACGGACAGCAGCACUGACAAAACCAUCAUCGACGUGACCCCGCCCGCAGACCCGACCACCACCGAGCACGAGUACCGCCUCGACUGGCUGAGGGACCGCGUCCGCUUCUACGUCGAUGGCAACCUCAGCUGGGAGACGGAUCAGAACGUGCCCAGCGCCCCCGGUUCUUGGGUCUUCAACAACUGGGCCAACGGGGACCCGGGCUGGACCGCCGGACCCCCGGCCCAGGAUGCCUUGUUCAAAAUCAAGAAGAUUGACAUGUACUACAACACCGCGUAG
Messenger RNA from Colletotrichum graminicola M1.001, 774 nucleotides. RefSeq lists its product as uncharacterized. The transcript has 2 exons. Lineage: Eukaryota; Fungi; Ascomycota; Sordariomycetes; Glomerellales; Glomerellaceae. The record is from RefSeq and is a predicted model, not a curated record. Gene Ontology annotation, molecular function: hydrolase activity, hydrolyzing O-glycosyl compounds. The coding region runs from base 1 to 774 and encodes 257 amino acids. Gene Ontology annotation, biological process: carbohydrate metabolic process.